AUGAGGACCCAUGCAUUUGAUCUCAACGUGGGAGAUCAUUUGGCGGCAUUUAACCGUCUCAGCAAGCUCAAGAUAGAACCUCCAAUCUUCAGUCUCAAUUAUGAGACGCACUCAGCACUUCCGCAAAGGCCUGUGCUCUACAAUCUCCAGCAAUCAAACCUGCGUGCUCUCGAGGAGGCUCCCGAGUAUCGAUGUGAGCCUUUGGUGAAGAAGGCAGAUGAAAUCAAUGAAGAGAUGAGGAAUGAGAAGCUCAACUGUAACAGAAAGUCUUUUGUUCUCGUACAAGAUGCAAUGAAGCUUGGAAAUGUGUCUUCGCAUUAUCUAGAUGAUAUACUAGCACAUGCCAUCCAGCCAAUAAAUUCAGUCCCCGCGCUAUCUCCUGCUCUUGCACCCUUGGACGUGAGCGAUUUGGCCUUCAGCAGUCCCUCGCCUGAGCCAGAGCUUCAGAUGCUACCCAGUCCUGCCUCGACCGAGAUCUUGGAAACUUCGAAGCCACAAAACCACCAGUCCAAAGAUCCCGAUGCAAGUCACGGCCCUUAUGUCCUCGAACGCGUACAGCGGACUUCUAAGGGAGGUGCCGGUGGCAUGAUGCAGAUAGAUCGGCCUCUAUCAGCAGCUGAAAGACUGCAAAUCUGGGACCAUGCAGCAACAGUCGGCGUAACUGAGCCUUGCGAAUCCACGGCGUUUGCAGCCGAAGAGGGAAGAAGUCAACGGAAUUCACAAGAUAUACAGCUCCAGGCGAACCUAAUAAUACAGAAACUGGACAACCACGACGAACAACCAGCGUCACAUUCCGCCCCGUUAGCAGAACGAAAGGUGUCGGAGAAAGAACAUGAAUGGCUGGUGACUGAAACUCCAGUCAAAGAGAAUACAGCAGUAGUUCUACAGUCUCGACCCGCAUCAAUCUCCCCGUCCACUACCUGCUAUUCUUCGCAUACAAAUGACGCAGCAUUCGAAGCGUCAAUUCAAUGUUCUAAUAAUGAUUCAGGAGAGUCAGACACUCAUCACUCAGCCCCAGAUCCCCAUGCCUCCAGCACUCAAGAACAGGCCAACAGGAAAUCGGUCAGCAACAUAACUGUCGAAGGAGGAAUUGUAUCAACGAAUCAGAAUGUCCCAACACUACCUGUCCUUGAUUCCCAGAUUGUCUCAAAGCAGGGACAACCAACCAGUAGGAUCCAGCAGAGCAAUAUAAGCGCGUUUAUGGUCGGCGAUAGUGAUCUGACUGCAGCGACUCAGACUCGGCUUCAGACCAACACCCCUGCCACCGUCUUCAAUCAACAUUUACAGCAGAGGAAGAGGAAGCGACAGCUUACCAACAAAAGUUUCGUCGGAUCCUCGCAGUCUGAGCAACAGGAGCAGCAAAGGCAGGUUAGGAAACCGUCAUUUACAACUGUGGGUUCUUUGGCCGCCUUCAUGGAGACAAGAGGGCGAAACGAGAUGCGGAAUAUGGUGACACAAAGCCCAUACUUCCCAGCGGGAAAGUCAACUGACGACGUUUCCAAGCGACAAAGUGAUGAAGUGAGCAUAGAGAAGCCCGAAAGCUGCUUAAAUGAGCCAAACAAAAGCGAAAACGUCUCGGAUAUAGUACAGACAGCCACACAACUUCCUCGCUUUCAGCAGCAGACGGGAGAACAGCCGAUCCUGUUCUUAUCAACCACACUUCUGAAGAGUCACCUUCGGCUUGUACGCUGUCUUGAAGGAAUGGCAGGCCUGCCAGUAAUCGUAUAUAGAGACUAUAAUCAGGAAACCUCUGGUAGUGAGCCUCGAGGGAAGCAUACAACCUCUAGCAUGAACAACAACCCCACUCAUCAAAUUGAAGCAGAUAUUAUAAUCUCGCCGAGUACUGGUCUCGUACUGACAACAUCGCAGGCGGCAACACAGCUAUACCUACCAGGCCACAAGUCCACUCACCCUGAGACGAACACUGAGUGCAUCAACUCACCACUUCGAGAACGCAUCUUCCUUCUCGCUCCUCGAUACGAAAGAAUCUACCUGUUCAUUUGCCAUAGUGCACCUUCUCCUAAAGAGUCGCAAGGCAAACAAUCGGGUCCAACAGCUGACAAGCGACUGUUAGCGUCCAUCGCCUCGUUGACUGCGUUUUGCAACUCGAUGUCCGCCUAUGCAACAAUCAACCCAUUGCUAGCACCUUCCUCCCCAGAAACCGCGGCGGGCUGGAUCCUUUCGCUUGCAAACAAGCACAUUGCGCGACUUCCCGAGAAUCCGACGCGGAUUCCGCCCAGCACAAGCUUCACACCGAUUAACUCGCCACAGAAAAACCGAUUGAGGCCGGAAAUAAUGAUGAGAACAACCGUCUGGGAGUUGUUCCUCCGCCAGGCCGGUUUGAACCCGUAUGCUGCGCAACUGAUUUUGGCGUUCAUCAAGCGAGAAGACGAAGAAGAGCGGACUUAUAUACGUUACGCAUCCCCUAAAGCUGCCAGUUCUAGCUCUGUGGAGGACGGAGGUACACAUGGCCUUGCUAGGUUUAUCGAGAUGGAGCCAGAUCGAAGAAAGGAGGUCUUCGGUCAGCUAAUAGGUGACAGGAUGAUGGGGCGGAUCAACCAUAUUCUCGACAAAGAUUGGCAGUGCGACUGGGUCCUUAACUUUGACGUUGAUACGGAACUAUGA
Molecule: messenger RNA, 2625 nt
Organism: Aspergillus fumigatus Af293
Lineage: Eukaryota; Fungi; Ascomycota; Eurotiomycetes; Eurotiales; Aspergillaceae
Source: RefSeq, a predicted model, not a curated record